AAUUUAUAUAAUUAUAUUUAAUGUUCAUCAACACAUAAGAAAUUUAAAACAAUGAAGAAUAUUAUAUUUCUAACUUUUGUAGGAUUUAUAUUAGAUUUUUUUAAAUCUAUUAAUACAAUUUAUGCUGCACCAAAUUAUAUUUCCGAUAAAGAUGGGAAUAAAAAUAUUAAAUUAAACAAUCACAUUAAUGAUGCUGGCCUUUCAUUUGAAUCAAACGAUAAUCUGAAUUAUGAAAAAAAGAAUACCCUAAAUCCUUUAGGGCUAGAGCUUAAGGAUACUUGUAAAAAUAUUGCUUUCGAGACUAAGAGCGAAAUUACUAAAAAAUGCGUGUUGGAUAAAUUAAAAGAAACACGUUGUUCUGAUGCUAAUAUAAUUUGUUUAUGUGAUUCCAAGGCUUCGCACAAAGUAAUUCAUGAUUGUUCGCAAUAUCCACAAUACGAUAUUACGUUUGAUAUUUCUUUUAAUAAGCUCUGUUUUUCGGCUAUUAUAGAUCCUGAUUGUAGUUCUCUAACUAAUCCAUCUUUUCCUACAGUUAUAUGUAAAGACCCUUUCGAAGAAACUGAACUUAAUGAAGAUGCAAAAGAAUGUAUCGAAAGAGCAGUUAAACAUUCUAUGUGCAAAAAUGUUAAUGAUGCAUCGUGUUUAUGUGAUUCCAGGUCUUUUAAUUAUGAAGUUUCUGUAUGUAUUAAAGAUGUUUCAUUUGGAGAAAAAGUCGGUUCUUUUUUGAAUACUUUAUGUAAUACACCAGCCUUACUUCCUGGAUGUUCUCAUCCUCUACAACAACCACUUCAAACAAUAGAAAGUGAAAAGAAUAACGGUAAAAGACUUUAUAAAAUUAAAAUGAAGGAAACAAUGUUUUUGAUAUUUGGAAUAAUUAUACCCAUCAUCUUAUAACUUCUGGAAAUAUAAAAAGAUAUAACUUGAUUAUUAAAAGGUAUAU
Pneumocystis carinii B80 is the source of this 940-nucleotide messenger RNA. RefSeq lists its product as hypothetical. The transcript has 5 exons. Bases 52 to 894 code for a protein of 280 amino acids. Lineage: Eukaryota; Fungi; Ascomycota; Pneumocystomycetes; Pneumocystales; Pneumocystaceae. The record is from RefSeq and is a predicted model, not a curated record.